UAGGGCGCUGCGCACAACAUACUUCUCAUAAACUAUUUGGUGCUGCUGUUGAGGACGGUAUUAAACUUAUUUCGUGAAAGUCAAAAUUGUGAAUAAUGGUGCUACCUUAAGUUCAGAUUGUACACUGUUCGCAAAUUAAAUUUUUUCAAAAUCGGUUAAAUGAAUCUCUACGACGAUAUAGACACCAAGCCGCGAUCCAGUCAGAUUGACGGCUGGUCUUCUGGCAUAAAAAUGUUGCAGACCCAGCUGGCCAUUAAAAAGGCCGUAAAAAAACCGCUCAUGACGCCGGUGGUGAAUCUCAGAGCCAAGCGAUCUACAGAGCUUGAAACUAUUUCCUUUGCUCAAGUCUCUGCGACAACAACUAAGCCCAUAAUAACAGGUAAGGCUCUAGAGCCCGUUUUGGAAAAUAUGAAAGACGACUGGGACUUCUUGGACGAGUACGACCCGCAGUGGCCGAAUGAAUACGAAAAACUUAAAGAGAAAGCUAAAGGGAUUGAAAAGUCUCGAGCUAGUGUUGCCGGAACUACGGGAGGAUUCAAUAGGGAAGAACGCGGCAAAGAGUGUGACAGGGAGAGGAAACGAGGGCGGACCGGUCGUCGAGAAAUCCACAAUGUUGACAUCUCACCGCCAACUAUUAAACUUAUUGGGUUCGGUCAACGACAGAACGACGAUGAAAUGGUAAGCCCGCCGCCUAUUGGGUCUGAGACAAAGCAGGGAGGAGGUGCAGCCAUCGCUCCCCCUCUCUCACUUCAGGAGAUAUCAAUUGAAAGUGCGGACGGAUCUUCCAACGUCACCAUACCGUAUUCUGCAAGCUCGGUGGCUGCCAAAAUAAUGGCUAAAUACGGCUUUAAGGAUGGUCAAGGCCUCGGAAAGUCGGAGCAAGGUAUGUCGAUAGCCUUGCAAGUGGAAAAAACAUCCAAGCGGGGCGGCCGAAUUAUUCACGAGAAAGAUGUCGUAACGCAGCAACCUACUCUUCCGCCAACUUUUAUUGGAUCUCCAACGAGUCUGACCCCUAACCACGUUAUGCCACCACCCCAGAUUCCAAGCACGCUGGUUGCCAGCGGUGAUUCUGAGCCCACCAUUACCGAAAUUAUGAAAUCGCCAAGCAAGGUGGUUCUGCUUCGAAACAUGGUAGGACCUGGUGAUGUAGAUGUAGACUUGGAGCCAGAGGUGAAGGAUGAGUGCAACACUAAGUAUGGUGAAGUCAAUAGCGUCAUUAUCCACGAAGCGUUUGGGACUGUGCCAGAAGAUGCUGUUAAAAUAUUUGUGGAAUUCAGACGAAUCGAAAGCGCCAUAAAAGCUGUGGUGGACUUGAAUGGACGCUUUUUUGGAGGUCGUCAAGUACGAGCGAUGUUUUACAACUAUGAUAAAUUCAAAAAUUUUAAUUUAAACUAGAGUUUAUAAACACGAAACAGCAUUAUACGUUUUUUGAUAUAUUAUGCUAAGAAAUAUAUGUAAUAGUGAUUUUUGAAAGAUGCAAAA
Messenger RNA from Drosophila ficusphila, 1482 nucleotides. It is a transcript of the gene Spf45, whose product is annotated as splicing factor 45. The record is from RefSeq and is a predicted model, not a curated record. Gene Ontology annotation, molecular function: RNA binding. Gene Ontology annotation, cellular component: precatalytic spliceosome. Gene Ontology annotation, biological process: alternative mRNA splicing, via spliceosome; mRNA cis splicing, via spliceosome. The coding region runs from base 160 to 1395 and encodes 411 amino acids. The transcript has 3 exons. NCBI's taxonomy places the organism in Eukaryota, Metazoa, Arthropoda, Insecta, Diptera, Drosophilidae.